Nicotiana tabacum (common tobacco) is the source of this 861-nucleotide messenger RNA. Lineage: Eukaryota; Viridiplantae; Streptophyta; Magnoliopsida; Solanales; Solanaceae. The record is from RefSeq and is a predicted model, not a curated record.
AAGAAGGGAUUAACUCUCAAUCCUAUCACCAGUUUAUAUUACAUAGCUCCAUGCAGCUUCAUCUUUCUUUUUGUCCCAUGGUAUCUUCUGGAGAAGCCUGAAAUGGAAGUCUCACAGAUCCAAUUCAAUUUUUGGAUUUUCUUUUCAAAUGCACUAUGUGCACUUGCUUUGAAUUUCUCAAUUUUCUUGGUGAUUGGUAGAACUGGUGCUGUAACCAUUCGAGUGGCUGGUGUGUUGAAGGAUUGGAUAUUAAUUGCGCUUUCAACUUUAAUUUUUCCAGAGUCAACGAUAACCACACUUAACAUUACAGGCUAUGCAGUAGCAUUAUGUGGUGUCGUGAUGUAUAACUAUUUGAAAAUCAAGGACGUUCGAGCAUCCCAGCUUCCUGUAGAUAAUAUUAUAGACCGAACAGCUAAGGAGCUUAAGAUGGAGAAGAAGUCAUCUGAUCUGCACUUGCCAGAUGAUAAUGCUAUUCUUGGGGGAAGAGGUACAAACAAUGGUUCUUCAGAUUCAACAGUGGAUGAGGAAGCUCCCUUCAUACCAUCAACUAGAAUCUCUCAUCUUGGGCGAAGUAACCUCUCAACAUAAGCACUAUUAGUUCCUCGAAAUGUCAAUUUUUGGUGCAGUUUCAGUUACUAGAAUUAUAGAACAAGCAAGAUUGAAGAGAGCAGGUCUUGUGUAUACAUCCUCCACCAUUUCGCUAAGAGUUGCAUUUCUUUGCAAAAUGGUUAGUGCUAUCAAACCCUAUAAGGUCAUGUUUUGUAAUAUUUUAGGGCUAUUGACGUUCAAGAACUAUUAUUCUUUUAUUCACAUAUGCAUAUUAUCAUCAUACAUGCAAUUGCAUCGUGCCUUGGCAACCUA